Molecule: messenger RNA, 375 nt
Organism: Eimeria mitis
Lineage: Eukaryota; Apicomplexa; Conoidasida; Eucoccidiorida; Eimeriidae
Exons: 1
Coding region: 1-375 (124 amino acids)
Source: RefSeq, a predicted model, not a curated record
AUGUGUCUCACUCUUGAGCAGUUCAUAGCACUGCUGCCGAGCCUCAGGGAAGGGCCGCUGAAGCACACAAUCCAGCAGCUGCAACAACACGCAGCAGCAGCAGCAGCAGCAGCAUCAGCAGCAGCAGCAGCAGCAGCAGCAAGUACAUCAGCAACCCAGAGCAAUGCAGCAGUAGCAGCAGGAACAACAACAGCAAGAACAACAGCACCAGCAGCAACAACAGCAACAACAGCAGCAACAACAGCAACAGCAGCAGCAACAACAGCAACAGCAACGGCAGCAGCGGCAACAGCAACAUCAAGAGCAGCAGCAGCAACAGCAGCAGCAACAGGAGAAACAGCAGCAGCAGCAGCAGCAGUGAGUUGCUUGCCUUAG